Messenger RNA from Uranotaenia lowii, 1218 nucleotides. It is a transcript of the gene Yeti, whose product is annotated as craniofacial development protein 1. The record is from RefSeq and is a predicted model, not a curated record. The transcript is spliced from 2 exons. The coding region runs from base 188 to 1048 and encodes 286 amino acids. NCBI's taxonomy places the organism in Eukaryota, Metazoa, Arthropoda, Insecta, Diptera, Culicidae.
ACAUCGGCGCGAACAGAAGUCGCGGUUCGUGCGUUUCAUUCAUAUUCAUCUCUUCGCAGAAGCUCGGCUAUCGUCAACUUAUUAGGAAUUUUUGAAGUUCAAAUCGAAUUCGGUAGAUUUAUUUUUAUUAGGAACUGUUUGUUUAGCUUCAUCUUCCAAAAUAAAAUAAAUUUAAGCUGCGUUAAGAAUGUCCAAGAAUCCAGAGGAUUAUCCCAGUGACAGUGACGAAAGCGAUGAGGAUUUCAAACCCGACAAGGAAGAGGUCCAGUCUGGUAGUGAAAUUGAUUCCGACGAUAACCUGGAGGAAGAGGACGAUGAUGACAAAACCAGUUCCAGAAAGCGGAAAAGGAAAGAUGACAAGAGCAAUAACAAAAAGGCGCGCAGUGCCGAUUCCAAAACUAAACCAAAUUCCCCGAAAAAAUUAGACGAAUUGGAUGACGACGACGAGGAACAAUUAACCGAUGCUUUGUGGGCUGAUUUUCUUGCUGGCACCGAUAGUAGUUCCUCAUCAAAAGUAACGGCUAAGAAGGAACCAUCCAAAGCCACCUCAACCGUGGUUACCAAAAAACCUUCCGAAACCAGCGUGUCACAAACUGCUGUUUCCAAUAAACUCUCGGAAUCUGCUGAAACUCGAACAGUUACAAAGAUUUUUGAAUUUGCUGGAGAAAAGGUUGAAGUUACGGAGAAAAUUUCCUGUGCUGAAAGCGUAAAAUCUAAACCAUCCCCUUUGUCCGUCUCGUCCGGUGCCAAUGGAGCUGGGGGGCUUCCAAAGCCAGCAAUCGGAGGAUCAGCUCGUCCUACUUUAGGGAGUGGUGGACUUGGAUCAGUAUUAAAUCAGAUAGGCAAAAAGAAUAAACUAACCACCCUUGAGAAGACCAAGCUCGACUGGAAACAGUUUAAAAGCCACGAAGGUAUCGAGGAAGAACUCGAAACGCAUAACAAGGGAAAGGAUGGGUAUCUGGAACGCCAAGACUUCCUGCAACGAACCGAUGUGCGGCAGUUCGAGAUAGAAAAGUCGUUCCGACUUACUAAACGAAGUAAUCGAUAAACGAGCUGCCAAAGUAUAUGUAAUGGAAACUAAAUAUGCUAUGUACGACUUAACUGAAUACUAAAUAAUCAAUCCUAUUUCUCAAGAAUACCAGCUUGGUUUAUAACUGAUCUAACUGAUACUUUUACUCAACACAAAUACCGGAAAUAAAUCAUUACCUUCUAUCGUAA